Gasterosteus aculeatus aculeatus (three-spined stickleback) is the source of this 4809-nucleotide messenger RNA. RefSeq names its product zinc finger, CCHC domain containing 24 (gene zcchc24). Lineage: Eukaryota; Metazoa; Chordata; Actinopteri; Perciformes; Gasterosteidae. Gene Ontology annotation, molecular function: zinc ion binding; nucleic acid binding. The record is from RefSeq and is a predicted model, not a curated record.
CCGCUGCAAUAAAGGCAGAUAGCGGACCAUGGGGAGCAGGGGAAACACUUCAUAUCCUAACAUGUUAGCGAAAUGACUCUUGAGUAACAUCUUAACUGGGACGAGGCUCCCGGCGUGAGGAGGACAGGGCCUUUUUCCCGAAAUUAAAAAAAGGAGAACUUGCCAUCUGCCGGGGAACGGGAACGAAAGAGCAAGAGAGGCAACAGAGUUGAGACCGGGUCCAAGAAACAAGCGGUGGAAAAUCCAGCAGAGCCAUUUGCAUUGAAAGAUGAGCUUGUUGUCUGCCAUAGACACGAGUGCCUCCGUGUACCAGCCUGCGCAACUUCUCAACUGGGUCUACCUCUCCUUGCAAGACCCCCACCAGACCAGCGCUUUCGACGCAUUCAGACCCGAAUCCAACUCUUCCCACCCGGAUCUCGGUUUCAGCAAGACCCCGGCACCGGCGGACUUGAGCUCUUCGCUGAACUCCAACUAUCUCAACAACUUCUUUCAGCUGCAGAGGAAUGAGGCCCUAAACAACAAUGUGUAUAAGAAUGUGUCGCCCUAUGGCUCCCUGAACAACAUCGUGGAGGGACUCAACUCCCUGACGGACCAUUUCUCAGAUCUUUCCCUUUCUUCUGAGCCACGAAAACCAAACAAAAGACCCCCCCCCAACUACUUGUGCCACCUGUGCUUCAACAAGGGCCAUUACAUCAAAGACUGCCCUCAGGCCAGACCCAAAGGUGAAGGGCUGACCCCCUACCAGGGAAAGAAGAGAUGCUUCGGAGAGUACAAGUGCCCCAAGUGUAAGAGGAAGUGGAUGAGUGGCAACUCCUGGGCCAACAUGGGGCAAGAAUGCAUCAAAUGCCACAUCAACGUCUAUCCACACAAACAGCGGCCUUUAGAGAAGCCGGACGGCCUCGAUGUUUCUGACCAGAGUAAGGAGCACCCCCAACACCUGUGCGAGAAAUGUAAAGUCCUGGGCUACUACUGCCGCCGUGUGCAAUAAUCCUCUUUAUUCAGAGCCUGAGAGCAGCUUUUGUGUCCCAGGUCCUAUUGCUCGUCCCACAUCAAGGCUGUUAACUUCCUCCCCUCACUUCCAGGUCUCCCUCAUCUCUGCCCUGCACACAACACGGCAGCCUUUCCUCCUCCCGUCUUCCCCCAUUCUCUUAGAAGACUCAAAUAUAGACAGUGACGCUAAUCGCUCCUUUCCCGCUUCUCAACCACGCUUUUUUUUUUUUGUUGUUGUUUUUUCCGAUGACAGUAUUGACGGUUGCAUCCAGGAAUGAGAGGGACAUGUUAACUUAAGGAUCAACACCUCCAAGUGCUCCUCAGCGAAAGCAAAAACCUCUGCCAAAAUCACUGACCUUUUUUUCCCCCGCGCCUCGCGUGUCAGAAACCGCACGACCCCGAUGACCCGACUCCACGUUUCCAACAACAAGAAAUGGUGCGUUCGUGAAUUAGCGUGUGUUUCAAUGGUCUGGGUGCAUUACCUCACCGUGGGAUUGGUUGGCUUCGUGUUUACAGAUAUCAGCCUUCCUUCUCCUUGCCAAGUGAAGUGUGUAGUAGUGCGUCUCUCAUGAUAGUGUAGUGUAUUCGAGGCCUUUGAUGUCUCGUUAGGGUCAGGAGCACAUCUUAUUAACUGUGAAUUAACUGAGGGACAAUGUGCCAAACAUCCCCAGCUUACAUUGGGCCUAUUUAUUUUCUUGUUAUCUAGUGUGCAAUUUGAAUUUUUAACUUUGACAUAAAGAAAUGUUUUUUUUUUUUUUUGUAUGUUUGUAUAUCACAUUAUUGUGUAACUGCUUCCAAGUGUCUUUAGAAACUACUGUAGGUUCCGUCGCUCCGUGUCUAGAUUUAGUGUGUUUUUGUCACCCUCUCUAGAGUAUUUUUUCUGCCACACUAUCUCUUAAUCAUCUAUAGUGUUCGAUACAGAUGAUGUUUCUGUAGGCAAGUUGCUUCAACUAUUUGCUACUCAUAUUUUCAUUACAAUUACAAAACAUUUACCUGGUUGCAGGUAAGGCCUGAAUAGAUUUGAACCACAAAUUAGGGAAAUACAACAAAAAGAAAGAAAAGGAAACCUUUCCACGGGUUUGAACCUUUGGGAACAAUGUCCGACAGUUGAGUGCCGAGUAAAGAGUGUCUAGAGGAGCUGACGUGAGGAGAAUUGUGAUGAUUUUCAGGUCGGUAGAGAAAAACAAUGAGAUUCAAUAUAGGUGGACGGAUUUGUAAUGCGGUGAUGUUGAAGAUUCAAGGACAUAAUGACGAGUGAAGUUUACACUUAUAUUAUUUUUUUAUGAAUAUAAGUGCCUACUAUUAUACACCAAUGUCUUUAUAGGAAGAAAAGUUCACAUCCUGUUUACAAAUAUCGUCGUGCAGUCAAAAGCACUACAGCGGAAAUUACUGUAGCUUUGACUUAGAAACCUGCCUUUCAAGGAACCUUGUUAUAGAAAUGCUAAACUAUUUUAUACGUACUGUACGCCUAGCCUUAUAAAAGCUGGUUGAGCAUAUUUUAUGUUGUAAUAUACUAUGUGCCUUAAAAAUAUUGAAACCAUUCUGAAGUAUCAGGACUACACGAGGCCUCUUGAAAUUAGAAAAGGACAUGUGGGGUGAAGGAAGUGUACGUGCACGUGGGAACUGUGGCGCAUAGUAAGUUUAAUGCAAGUUAAAGACGUGACAGAGGACAAGAGAAGAACGCGGCUGAUCCAUUCGCUCGUACUGGCGCGCUGGGUGUUCGCUCCAACACAGUUUGUGGAGUCGGAGGCACAGGCUGAAGCAGCAUUUCCAGCUGGCAAAAACAAUCCUACUGUGGUUUGUUGUCAUGGAAUAUCCACAAAAAUGUUAUUUCUUUGUCGAUGCUGACAACACAGCGGAGCUGCUCGUGAAACUGUGGGCCUCACUCUUUGUUUUGUUAAUCUAUUGGAGUGGUGUUCAUCCAAGCAACCGUGGGUUUUGUUAAACAAUAAAAAAGAAAAACAUUCAUGGCCUUAGUGAGAAAGAUUGUGAAAGUGGCUGAUUAUGGUAUUUUACAGGAGGUUUAGUCUGUAAAGUCACUCCAGUGAUUCAGCGGGAGUCGGGAGGCUCCUCAGAAACACUAAGGAAUAGUUGAGAUCCCUGCAGGAUGAGACUGAGAUAUCCAGACUUUUAUUCCCUAAUGUCGUGCUCCUGAAUGCUCGAUCCCAACUUCCCCAUAAUGCAACUCAAAGGCGUCUUUCAGAAGACUUACAAACUCCUCCAGUUUGCAACGGGCGGUUCUGGUUUAAAUUGCGUCUUCAAGCCCACGCAGACAUGACUGACGUGUCACGUGGAUAAUUUCCUCAUUAUGGAGCGGCUGUAGUGGGAGAAAUAGAUACCAACGAUGCCUCAUGAACCAAGUUCAUAAAUAAGCAACAAUGGUUUUGUGGUUCGUGGAGUUCUGGCAGAGCAGUGAUGAAUCUGGUUGGCGAGUUUGGUCCAGCGCAGAGACGAGUUGUGAGGAGGACGUUUUAAAUGGCAAAUAAAGAGCCAAUGGAAGCAGUUGAUAGAAGAGAUUUGACAAAAAAAAAAGGAAAAUCUCAGCUUUCUGACAUAAUGUCUUGAGCGCAUAUACUUGACUUUUUUAGUACCUUCAUAGUUCAAAUUUGUUAUUUUUUAUGAAUGAGAUGUGUAUUUUGGAACACUUAAUAGAUGUUGAACAUUUUACAGCAAUCCGCAAAAACUCAAGAGUUAUUUCCCUGAAGAAGAAAGACCGUUUUAUGUAUAUAUUUGAUGGCCAUCAUUAUCAAGGAGAGGAGCUCUUUCUAGGUGUUAUGCAAUAUUGAAGCUUUUUCGCGCGAAGAAGGGCCUAUUGCUGAGAAGUAAACAAAGCUGGACGGGCUUUUUCCUGUAUGUUUUACAAUAAUCUGAGGGGUUAUCCUGCAGAGAUAUUUAUGGGUUUUUUACAACAUAUUUUGUAUAGAAUAUGCAACAAGGUUACACAAAGAAGGAAAUAUUGAUGUCUACAUAGAGUAUUAUAAAAAGAAAAGCUGGUACAUAAUUAAUAGCCUCUCUCAAUUGUAAGCCAUUGUAUGUUUGUGUUUUGUUGAUUAAGUCACUAUGUUAUUCAGUGGUUAUAUGUAACUAAUUAUGAGCUGUCAUUUACAUCCAUACACUCACAUGUAUCCAUUAUGUAAACAAUAUGAUGAAGGUAUGUAUCGUGAUAACAUGCAGAAAUCUUUGUGUGACGGAUACUCACCACUGUAUAAGCACAUUAAACUGUGAGAUGUAGUUUGCUUAAAGCAGCAAUAACAAAGAAACUAUUAUAAAAUGUUACGGUGAUAUCAGUAGUUUAGGGAGUGUAUACUUUUGUCAAGAAAAGUGUGACAAAGAACUAUUUUAGAGUUUGCAUGUGCAUGUAUUUUGUUUGAGUUAAAUAUUAUUUUGUGCAAUGUAUACUUAUUUAAAUAUUUUACAGCAGUUUGCAACAGCGCAUCUUGUUUUUAACAUUAUCAGCAACUUCUGAGUAUAGUGUGUCAUUUAGCAUCUACAAAUAAUACAUAUUUACUGAAUGUAAUGUGUUCACGCUUGUGUGGUCAAUUUGAAAAGUUAUGUUUGUAUUCUUGCCUGUCUGUGUCACUCGGGAUGUUUGUGUUGCGAUAAUGUUUUACUUUGAAUUGGACAGAACGCAGGCGUGAGGUGGGGAAGAAUCAUUUUGGGAAACAAGGACAGUGGUGGUGGUUUUUCGAGAGUCGACCACAGGUCUGUUUUUCAUGUCCAUGAAAUGGCAUUCCAAAAUGUGCCUUAUUUGUUAGUUGAGAAAACAUGUUAGUCCUUAAGUGCUGUUGGGAGUUAAAUUAAAGUCAUAUUAAAUUAAGA